Molecule: messenger RNA, 2391 nt
Organism: Chlamydomonas reinhardtii
Lineage: Eukaryota; Viridiplantae; Chlorophyta; Chlorophyceae; Chlamydomonadales; Chlamydomonadaceae
Exons: 3
Coding region: 232-1788 (518 amino acids)
Source: RefSeq, a predicted model, not a curated record
CCGGCGAGCUUGGGUCGCCUGCCAUAUAACCUUCUUAGAAUUGCUUUAUGAAUUAAACAUUUCUUGUACCGACGUCGCAGCAAACUCAGAAGACUUUCAGUUCAGAAUCAUUAAACCCCACCAUCUCCCAACGGGCUCCCGCAAGAUGCGGGUGAUGUAGGAAGGGGCUCAUUAAGCUAGUCUCGACGAGGGGCCGGGUGGCGAGUUGACCGGCGUUGGGCGGGAGAAGCAAUGGCGCAGCAGGGCCCCCAGCAGCGCAACCCCUAUUACCAGUGGUACCAACAGAAUCGGGCACUGGUGUGGGGCACAGCCGCUGCUGCUGCAGCCCUGUAUGGAGCAUACACAUACAGCAGCGAAGGGAAAGACAAUGCCUCGUCGUCUCAGCAGCGCCAACGGCCACAGAGCCAAUAUCAGAAGCUGCGUAGUAUGCUUACAAACUACAGCAACGCGGCGUCGACGCUGGCUGAGACGGCGUCUCUCGUGUCAACGGAUUUGCGCUCGUUUCUGACGUCGGACAGUUCGGAGGUGCCGCAGAGCCUGCGGCAGCUGAACAAGCUGCUGCAGUCUGCUGAAAUACAGGAGACCGUCACCACGGUGACGUCGUCGGUGGUGAAGGGCGUGUCGCGGGCGUUGCCGGCGGGGCUCGGUUCCGCAGCCGGCUCUGAGGGGCCACCGCUGGUGGACACAAUCAUCGAGGCCGUGCUCUCCGAGCGCGGCCGCGGCUUGGUCGGCAUGGCGGUGGGUGUGGCCACGCGCAACGCAACGCACGCGGUGUGUGAGUUCAUGGAGCGACGCAUGGAGGCCGCCGCCUCGGCCGCGUCCGCCAACGGCGGCAGCGUGGGCAUCAAGGAAGUGCUGGACGUGCUAACGAGCGAGCACGGCGAGAAGCUGCUCACGCUGCUGCUUACAAAGAGCAUUCGCACCGCCGUUACCUCGUAUGUGGACGCCACGACCGGCUACAACCUGUACGAUGACAUGCUCGCCAGCAUCGCCAAGCAGGAGCACCGCGACGCGCUGACGGACGUGCUGUCACGCCUGACGGCGUCGUUCUGCAAGGAGGUGGUCAUCUCCUACCGCCGCGCUACCGCCGCGGCGGCGGCGCAGGGCGCCGGCGGCACCGGCACCAGCGGCAUGCCCGGCAACGCGCCGGCAGGCAAGCACCACCAGCAGCACCAGCACCAACAUGCGCAGCAGCACCCAACGCCCGGUGCCAAUGUUGCCAACGGCACCGUGAUGCCGGUGAUGGUCAAGGGCGGCGCUCUGGGCAGCGGUUGCAGCCUUGACGCGGUGCUGGCGACAGCCGCCAGCGGUGGCUCGGAGCUUGCGCUGACGGCCAGCACCCGCUGCAACGGGUCCCUAGGGGCCGCGGGGCAGCAGCAGUCCGGCGUCAACGGACGGACCGCGCAGGCGUCAUCGGCGGGUUCGCAGCAACAGCAGGGUUUGGUAAGCCGGCAACACAGCGUCAACGGUGGCGUCAACGCGGCGCUGAGCCGUGCGAUGCUGGCGCAGGCGCCGCCGGUGUGGCUGAAGCAGGUUGUUGAGCUGGUGGGUCAGCGCGACGUGCGCAGCCUGACGGUGGAGGUGGUCAAGAGCGCCAGUCGCGAGGCCACACGCGGCGCGGUGGAGGGGCUGCUGCAGGGCGCGGCGCAGUCCGGCGCCCGGCUGGAGGGCGGCGGCAGUGUGCUGGUGCUGCCCGCCUGCGCCGCCGGCUACAAACUGUACGUGCUGGCCACACUGGCGGUCAGCCUGGCCAUGUACGCCCUGUCGCCACGCCUGGUCAUGCUAUGAUCUGAUGUGUGGGCCUGUGUGUGGGCAGCGGAUGUGACGCCUGGAGGCUGCCGGCAGCGGAUGGUAGCGGCUGGCAUGAAGGCUUGGGCUCGGGGCCCAGGCUGUUGGAAUACUUGGUAGCAGCUGGGGUGAAGGUGGAGAUGUGGUCAGCUGAGGUCGCCAUUUAAGUGGAGUCAAGCGUGCAGCCAGUCGUGGGGCGAGCCAGUGCCUGUACUGGGGCGCGGUAGCCCUCCGUGCGUUGAGUGUGCGCGUUUGCAAGCGCAGCACAGAGUACUUGAGUUUGACUGCUCGGAAGUCCUGAUGGGGACACGUGCUGGAAAGGAGCUGAGGGCAAUGCCGAAGGGCAGAAGGUGGCACCUUGAACACGCCGCAGGGGCAAGUCACCAAGCGGUGCUGACUGUCUCGCACAUCAUUCUGUAGGUAGAUUUUGCGUGCGUGCGAUGGUAAAUCAUUGCGAGCGUCCAUGUUCAUCGCUGGGGGCCUCUGGGGGAGUCUGGGGAGUGGGGGCAGCACGCGUGCACGGAUGCGCAAUCGCAUGGAAGUUCAUAGAGUAGGCGUCCAAGCGCGUAUGGCCACAGUCCUGCACUGUAAUUGGUGCGUAAG